AUGCUUGUCGACGGGCUCCUGGCGUUCGAGACCCUGGACCGAGUUCGGGUGCAGCUGCUCCAAACGCUGUCGAUCCUGCUCGUGAAUGUUCGGAAGCCCACGUUUCGCUAUGUUUUGCAAACAGGGGCCUACAACAGACUCCUGCGCGGCAAGCCAUACUUGCCCGAUGGUGACGCCGAAGCACUUUACAUGAAUAUACAGAAGCGACUGGCAAUGAAUGUGGAUGAGCAGGCCGCCGAGCUGCUCCUGAUGACAGUGGGACAUGGAGAGGACGAGGCCCCGACCGUGCAGCUCCCACUGAUGACAGAGGCCAUCGGCUUCCUCUUCAACGAGGAGAACCUGGCCCGCACAGGGGCCCGGGUGGUGUGCCUCAGCGGCUGGGCUGCAGCUAUGAGUGAGGAGUGA
Molecule: messenger RNA, 405 nt
Organism: Symbiodinium necroappetens
Lineage: Eukaryota; Dinophyceae; Suessiales; Symbiodiniaceae
Source: the annotation of a GenBank genome assembly